Solanum dulcamara is the source of this 845-nucleotide messenger RNA. Its product is annotated as protein DMP6. Gene Ontology annotation, biological process: endomembrane system organization. The transcript has a single exon. Lineage: Eukaryota; Viridiplantae; Streptophyta; Magnoliopsida; Solanales; Solanaceae. The coding region runs from base 136 to 765 and encodes 209 amino acids. The record is from RefSeq and is a predicted model, not a curated record.
UGCAAGGCAUCAUUAACCAAUGUGCACUCUAUUUUAUAUCCCUUUAGGUAUAAAUAUAUCCUCAAACAAUAAACAUUCUAACACACAUUUGAGAAGAUAUAAAAUUUAUAGUUAUCAACUAAAGACUUCAAGGCUAUGGAGAUUAAGGUGGAUAAUGAGAUACCCCGGAAUCUUGAUGAAGAGAAAGCUCCCCUGCUUGAAAAAUCAGAACUGCCUGAAGUGGAGAAAAACCUGAUACAACAGGCAAUAAGCCAGACAUUCAAAAGCACUGCCCAUCUUGCCAAUCUUCUGCCUACUGGGUCAGUUCUUGCUUUUCAAUUUUUAUCACCCAUAUUCACAAACCAAGGGGAGUGUGAUGUGGUUGGCCGAUCCUUGACUGCUGCUCUUGUAGCACUUUGUGGACUGUCAUGUUUCCUAUUGAGCUUCACUGACAGUUUCAAGGAUCAAAAAGGAAAUGUUUGCUAUGGGUUUGCCACAUUGCGUGGCUUGUGGAUAAUUGAUGGAUCAGCAAUUCUCCCAUCGGAAGUCGCAGCAAAGUACAAGCUGAAAUUUAUAGAUUUCAUGCAUGCCAUCAUGUCAAUAUUGGUUUUUGCAGCUGUUGCGUUGUUUGAUCAGAAUGUGGUAAAUUGUUUCUACCCAACACCUUCACAUGAAACACAGGAACUGCUUACAGAUCUGCCUGUUGCAAUUGGGGUCAUCUGCAGUAUGUUGUUUGUUGUGUUUCCUACGCAACGUCAUGGCAUUGGCUUCCCCCUCACUUGCUAACUAAUAUGUUUGUUCCCAGAGACUUGUUGCAUGUGUAUCCUCAUCUUCUUUUACAUUCAAAUUGAGAUUCAUGCUUUUUA